Messenger RNA from Osmia lignaria (orchard mason bee), 1924 nucleotides. RefSeq lists its product as uncharacterized. The record is from RefSeq and is a predicted model, not a curated record. NCBI's taxonomy places the organism in Eukaryota, Metazoa, Arthropoda, Insecta, Hymenoptera, Megachilidae.
CAUGGAUAUAUAUAUAUUUUAUAUAAAAGCUGAUGGUAGAGUCGCCAUUUUGAAGCUGUCAAAAACGAUUCUUGCCAUUUGAUUGUGUGCGGUAUCUUCCUUCGGUUUUUGACUUUGACAUUCGAACAACUUACCAUUUAAUUCUUUAAUUAUAAGGUAAUCAUGGUGUAAAAAGUGAAUGUAAUCGUAGAAGAUGGAGAUUUUUAAAAAUUGAUCGGACGUACGACAGGUAUUGAGAGAAAGAUGGACGAAAUUGAAAGCGCUACAAAUUUUUACAAUGUCAAUUUUAUUUCUUCCUUCAUGAUCGUUCAGUAGUACCGUUCACACAUUUCUGUUCAUUUAUCUAAAUUAUUUAAGAAGGGAACAAUACAGUUAUACACAAAAUAGAGAAAAUGGCGACCGAUAUCGAGGAAUCAGAUACCGACGAUCAUGAAAGACCAGCUCCACCGAAACGUCAAUGCACAAGACUCGUUAAGGUCAAUGAAACAAUGUGGGAUAUGGAGAACAAUUUGAAUGAAAGCGAAGAAAUACAGGAUGCAGAGAAUGUUGAAUACGAUGAUGCAGAAAGGCACGCAAGAGAAAAGUUAAAAAGAUGGCAAGCUUGCCAGGUGGCCAAGGGAUACGUAGAUAAUACUAUCAAUAAAUUUUUAGAAAACUAUAUCACGAGAACGAUCUCUCUAGAAGAAUCCAGGUGUCAGUUGUUCAGAGGAAACGAUAUGGAGGAUACAGCAGUUAUGAUGGCAAUUCGUAAUCAUGGACUAGUUCAAUCGGCAGGGAUCGUUUCUCAGUCGGAUGCAUUUUACAGUGAUAAAGCCCCGGGAUAUUGGACCAACAACGAAUAUCCUGAUGUACAUUGUUCCUGUCCUUCUAAUUACAUCCAAGUUGGAAAUUCAGUAGCCACUACGUCUACGGAUUCUUUGAGAUUGGAAGAUUCAAAGGAUGUAGACGAGUACAGUGGAUGCGAUUGGGAUUUAGAUAAAAUAGAUGAGAACAAUCAACAAGAAAACUUCCUAGAAAGAGCUGUAGCGGAAGCUAUUAAGAAAAAAGGUCUUAGCACGCUCAGUGUUGAUUAUGGUUGAAGAAACUGAACCAUAUUUCAUCCUACAGUAUGUUUACGUAAUAGCAUCGGGUAUAAUUUUUUAUCUUGGCAAAUCUAUUUCGAUUUGUAUGAAAAAUUUAAUAGAUGAUAUUCAUCAGAAGGUAUACAGAUAGUUCUAAUUAAGGAAUUGUACUCCACCGAAGGAAACAUUCUGAUGAUCCAUCUGUUUCUUCAUCCAUUAUAUCUUGAUACUACUUACGCAUAGAUAUAUAAACAUUUAUGUGCUAGAUCAGAAUAUUUUCAACGAGAAUCUAGAUUUCAUUAAUACAUAACAGAAGAUAGAAAUAGUUCCAGGUUUUCAAUGGGUAUGAUUUUUACCAUAUCUAUUUGAUGAAAAACAAGUAAUUAUUAAUUAUACAUUUUCUUCUUUUUUCAUUCAAAGUAAAUUUAACAUUCUAGAAUCGUGGAUGAUUUGACGGGUAAUUCGAUAAAAUAAAUGUUUAAGGUAUAUAUAGUAAUUAUCAUUCUAUAUUUCAACAUUAUCAUAAUGUUAAUUACUAAACGUUGAAGAAUCCUUGUUCAUUCCAUACAGUAUUGUAUUGCUUCUAUCCAUUCCUAAAGGUAAAUUGCAAUUUUGUAAAUUAUAAUUUUUAAGUAUGUAAAAAUGAAUAUUUUUCGCGUCCUUUUCGUUUUGUAUACAAAAGGCCUAAUAAUAUAUAUAUAUAUAUAUAUAUUAUAUAUGUAAAUAGAUUGUUACGUAUUAAACGUAUAAAUAAAUUUUCAUUCAUGUUACACGAUGAUAUGUAUCUAUUGAAACAUGUAACGAGCUCGGUAUACAUAGAUCGUGUUUCUAGAAAUUAUAAAUAAAAAAAAGAUAUAAACAAA